Molecule: messenger RNA, 2056 nt
Organism: Folsomia candida
Lineage: Eukaryota; Metazoa; Arthropoda; Collembola; Entomobryomorpha; Isotomidae
Product: prostatic acid phosphatase
Exons: 11
Coding region: 199-1644 (481 amino acids)
Biological process (GO): dephosphorylation
Molecular function (GO): phosphatase activity
Source: RefSeq, a predicted model, not a curated record
CACAGUCACAACCCUCAGUUCCAUCCUCGUUUCCAUCCGGCAAAGUAGUAGCAGUAGCAGGUUGCUUGCUGGUCUUCGCUGCUGUCCAGAAAAAAUAUCUCAUUCUGCAAUCAUUUCACAAGUUUUUAGUUAGAUUUUUUGUUUAGUUUUCUUUGCCCGUAAGGAAUACAUACUAUUAAGAUUAAAGAAAUUAUUGGGAUGAGAAGGGGAAUCGGAGCAGCAGUGGGUGUGGUACUUGUGGCAGUGGCGUUGAUCAAUGUGGCGUCGUCAUCAUCCCAUUCCGUUGCUGCGGACACUGACACGCUUCAACUAGUGCAAGUGAUAUUUCGACAUGGCGACCGGGCACCAACCAACACCUACCCAAACGACCCAGUCAACAAGGAUCCCACGGCCUGGCCAGAGGGAAAGGCACAACUUACUAGUGUGGGGAAGAUGCAACAGUACAAGCUGGGCCAAUACUUGAGACGCCGCUACAACGGUUUUCUGGCUGACAAGUACCAUGCACAAGAGUUGUACGUGGUCAGUUCGGACAUGGAUCGGACAAUCAUGAGCGUCGAGUCCAACUUGGCCGGAUUGUUCCCACCUGUUCACAAGUGGCACCCGAGCCUGGACUGGCAACCCAUCCCCUUGAGGACAAUUCCCUGGAAGGAGGACCAGUACCUUCAUGUAAACAAGAAAUGCCCCAAGUAUGACCAGCUCCAUCACGAAUUCAUGUCAACCUCUGAAGUUGUCCUGACCAUGAAUGAGGAGAACAAAGAUUUUGUAGCCCAUUUGUCUGAGAAAAGUGGACUCAGGGCGUCCACGGUGAAGGAAAUUAUCCAACUACAAGAUAUCAUUCUAACCGAGUCAAUUCAUAACCUGACCGUACCACUUUGGGCCACGCUGGCACUUCCAAAACUGAACGAUCUCCAGGCGCAGAUCAACACGUGGAGCACUUUCACGGACGAAAUGAAACGUCUUCGAGGUGGGCCAUUGCUUGACCUUCUCCUUAAAAACAUGCUGGCCAAGACAGGGGCCUUGGGAUACUCGUCCCCCGAGGAGAAGCACAUGGUGGUGGGAGGAGGUGGGCGAAAAAUGCUUCUCUACUCCGCUCACGACUCCACCUUGUCCAGAAUAAUGAACACGAUCGGCGUCUUUCACCCUCACAAUCCCCCCUACGCAUCCAGCCUACUCGUCGAACUCCACUUUGAGGAUGACCAUUUUGUCAAAGUCUACUACCGGAACGAGACGGACCGGGCUCCCUAUCAACUGAAAAUCCCUGGCUGCUCGCUGACCUGCCGUCUCUCUGAUCUUAUUACGCUGACGGAGCAUCUCAUUCCACGCGAUUUGAAGGAAGAAUGCUCGCUGGAUGAGGAAAAGAGCAAAAAUAGUAAAGGUGGGGAGGUGAAGCACAGAAACCUGCUCAAAUUUACGCCACCAGCCAGCUUGGAGUUGGAAGAAACGCCACUUCUCACGGUGACGCCUUGUACCGCUUCCAGCUAUCCGAGUCCACUGGUGAUUGGUGUUGUCGGAGUGGUGAUGUUCAUGGGUUGUUUCUUCCUGUGGCUCUGCCUCUUCCGACUCCUCGGCUCUGGGGGUGGAGGAACGUCGAUGGGCAAAACGUGGGGACGAGGAUCAGAUCGUCUCUACUAUGAACGAAUUUAACAAGGAAUGAUGAACAAGGACAUCAUGUAGCUUUACACGAAUCUAUUUAAGACGAAAUAGACGAGGGAUGUUAAUCUGUUAAUCUGAAUAUAAAUUGCGAAAGGGGAUGCUUCCACGGAGGAGAAGCUGCUCAUUUUUUCUUUAUCUGUCGCAUUUUAUCCUUUGACUAUUUUUAUUUUAUUUUUUAAAAAAUUCGCAAACGCGCAAUUUAAGAAUAAGUUUAAUAACUGUCUGUCGGAGGACAAUAUUAAUUAUUAAGUUAUACUUCUUAUAAGUUAUCCAAGUGAUCAGAGAAACAUGCAAUGCAGAGAAUGUUUUUAGUAAUAAGAUGAUCAUUUAUUUAUACUGUAUCCUCAGAAAGAACCAGUAAUGAGGGGAAGAAUAAAACCGUUGAUACUGUUUUGCCAUUUAA